CCUGUCCCAAUGCAAGCUGUAUCGGGAGGGCGCCUGUCUCUGCCAUGUGACAUUACAUCUCCGAUUUCUGACGAUGAGGUAUAUUUAGUACUUUGGUAUAAGGAUGAGGUAGCUACACCUAUUUACAGUUUAGAUGCACGAAGAGGCCAACUGGGUCAAGCUAGGCAUGCUACAAGUGAAACUUUAACAGGAAGGGCUUACUUCAGCUCAGUUCCUCAGCCAGCCGUUCUACAAAUAGACAAAGUAUCACUGGAAGAUGAAGGAUUGUAUAGAUGUAGAGUAGACUUCAGGAAAGCUAGAACUCAACAUUCUGCUCUAUCCGUGACCGUUGUCGUUCCACCGGGUGCUCCCAUCAUAAAAGACUAUAAUGGAAAAGUAUUAAGUGCUGUUAUUGGACCUUAUAAUGAAGGCGAUAGUUUGCACCUAAUUUGUCAGGCAGAAGGGGGUAAGCCUCCCCCCUCUCUGAUGUGGUGGAGGGGUCGAAGAAUCAUUGAUGAUAGUUAUGAAACGCCAUCUCUUGGUACAACUCGAAAUGAGCUUUACAUAGAAAAACUACAGCGUCGGGAUUUGAUGGCAACUCUGACAUGUCAAGCAGCUAAUAACAACAUCUCACCUCAUGUGGAAGCCUCUGUGACACUGGAUAUCAACUUCAGGCCACAGUCGGUCCAUGUGAAGGGGAAGCGCAAGAAACUAUCAGCCAAGAAAACUGUUCAGUUUGAAUGCGAAGCGAAAGGUUCAAGACCACCUUCUGUCAUCUCUUGGAGAAAAGGAAGUUAUAAACUGAAAAGUGCGGUUUCCAGAGUAUUGGCGCAAGGAAAUAUCACAACUAGUACACUGACCAUUACUCCGACGAGUGACGACAAUGGGAAGUUCUUGUACUGUCAAGCAGAUAAUCCAGCGAUACCAGGAAGUGCAAUAGAAGAUGGUUGGAAGUUAGAUGUACACUAUGUGCCGCAGCUAAACUUACGACUGGGAAGUAAACUUCGUCAUUCUAAUAUAUUGGAAGACAUGGAUGUUUAUUUCGAAUGUAAUAUUCGAGCUAAUCCCUGGGUUUCCGAAACUGGCUGGCGAUUCGAGGGAUACGAUUUGCAGAACAAUUUGACAGCUGGUGUGGUCAUCAGUAAUCAAUCUUUAGUCCUUCAAAAGGUCAAUAGGAAUAAUCGAGGAAGAUACAGCUGCACUGCAACUAACAGUGAAGGCCAGGGUGAAAGCAACCAUGUGUAUCUGAGAGUACAAUAUUCUCCUGUGUGCAAACCUGAUCAAGAGUCUAACUAUUCGGCACUCCUAAGCCAUCCUGUCGAAAUACCAUGUGAAAUUGAAGCGGAUCCAGAUGAUGUCAACUUUCGAUGGGAAUUCAAUGGCACUUCUGCAGGUGGUGAUCAACAAGUGAUACCUAUUCAUGGAUCAACUACCCGGAGCGUACUUAAUUAUAUCCCUCGAUCUGAACUGGACUUCGGCAUAAUCUUCUGCUGGGGCAAGAACACUGUUGGACCUCAGAGGAAUCCAUGUGUUUUCUACGUCAACCCUGCAGAACCUCCGAAUCCAGUAUACAACUGUUCUGUCACUGAUCAAAUGGAUCGCUCUAUAAAAAUCCUUUGCAACGCAUCUACUGAAGACAGUGCAGGACUUAUGGAGUACUUCUACAUUGAAAUCACAUCGAGCGGGGAACUUCUGCAGAACUUCAGCUCCGAUAUUCCUGAGUUCACAGUAAAAGGACUAAACCCGGGAACGACGUAUUCAGCUUUCAUUUAUGUCAGCAAUGACGCCGGUAGGAGCAAACCUGUGAUCAUUGAAGUCCAAACAAAUGUUUCACAAAAUAUCUCGACAGUUGAAGGAGAUGUAUGGGACAUAGACUCUAGCCCUAUCAUCUUCACUGCAAUUGCUGUUGCGGGUAGUGUAAUUCUAGUUGGCUUAAUAAUCACACUUGUGCUCAAGUUACGUCUAUCAAGGAGAAGCAGUAAAGAUUCACUUUCUGCUCAAGGGAAUGAAAAAUCUGCUCAUAAUUCUGAGAAAUCUGGCGACUCUUGUUCUGAAGGCUGUACAUGUUCAAGAGAAGAGGAAAAAAUCAGAGAAAAUAUUCCAGAUGUGGUUGUCUUCAGUGAAAAGGCAAAAUCUGAAGAAGAAGACAGGAUGAAAGCAUCUUAUUCUCCCAAGAGCUCAUACUGGAAUCCAAUCACUUUAAGCUCAGAGCAAGAAAUGUUACCUCAAGCAAAGAUGAAGGCAUGUUUCUAAGAGCUCUUAUUCAUCCUUUAGUAUUCACUUUCAUACUAAGGAAAGCUUGAAUUUAAAGAAAGAUUUGGCUGUCAGAUGAAAUGAACAGAAUCCGAGCAUCUGCAGAUUUUAUAUUCAAAAACUACGCGUCAUUAAACAAAUUGAAACUGCAGUUAUUUCUUAUAGUUUUAGAAUAAAAUCUGAUAUUU
Molecule: messenger RNA, 2420 nt
Organism: Stegodyphus dumicola
Lineage: Eukaryota; Metazoa; Arthropoda; Arachnida; Araneae; Eresidae
Product: kin of IRRE-like protein 3
Molecular function (GO): protein binding
Source: RefSeq, a predicted model, not a curated record